Xylona heveae TC161 is the source of this 597-nucleotide messenger RNA. RefSeq lists its product as hypothetical. The transcript is spliced from 2 exons. Bases 76 to 378 code for a protein of 100 amino acids. Lineage: Eukaryota; Fungi; Ascomycota; Xylonomycetes; Xylonales; Xylonaceae. The record is from RefSeq and is a predicted model, not a curated record.
CGACGAGCAGCGAGGCGGAGCUCAGGGGCUCGGCAAGUUUUACUUUGAGGAGAAGUAGAUGUGCAUUGAUUAGCAAUGGAUGCUAUUGCAUUUUGGGACGGCGAGCGGGUGCUUGGUCUGCCUAUGAAGUCUGUCUUUUCUCUUCUCUUUCUUCGCUUUGAAUCGAAUAUGGUUUACAAUUGCAACUCCCUGAUUUCUUUUGCCAAGGUUGCUGUCUUCUUUGCUUUCUCUUUUUUUUUUCCCCCGCACACAUUAUUAACCAAAUGGCAAACCCGAGAACACGAAAUGUUACAAUCGACCAGUUGUCGUUUGAUGAUGAUUAUAACGAUUAUGACGAUAUCCACGAUUAGCUCAAAAUCAAAAACAAAAAAAAAAUAACAAGUAUGAUUACGAGAUGAUUGAUCUCUCGGAUUUGGGCCCCGCGGGUUGAAGGACAUAAGCUCAGUAUUUUCGGUGAUGUGCUGCUGUGCAUGGAUGUUAUCCAUGCUUGAUUCUUGUGGUCAACCCAGACCAGCAAGGUUAUGAUAAGGGGAUAAGACAGAAGCAGCGUAAGAAAGUGUGACGAGCAGCUGAGUCAGCGAAAGAGGUACCAGGUAC